UGAUUUGCUAUAACACACAACACCACCGUCUCUCUCUAUUUUCUCAACCACCAAAACGAAACACACACAACACACCCAACCAAAAAAAAGCUAAACAAAACAUGAGUCAGUGUGUUCCUAAUUGGGACCUCUCCGAACCCCCACCUUCCUCCGCGGCUGCCGGCCGUCCCCCUUUCCAAUCCUCAUCCUCCGCAGACGACGUCGUUCCAUUGUUUGAAUAUGAAGUGGCGGAACUGACAUGGGAAAAUGGGCAAUUGUCUAUGCAUGGCCUGGGCCUGCCGAGGGUAACCGGCAAGAUUCAGAACAGCGGUGGCGGGGGCGGUGUUGGUUCUAAGUACACGUGGGAUAAUAAGCCGGCACGUGCGAGUGGCACGCUUGAGUCAUUGGUGAACCAAGGAACUCGCCAUGGUAAGAAUAAUAUUAGUUUUGAUAUUAACACCGACGACACCAGCCACGGCGGUGCCAAUGAUUUGGUGCCGUGGUUUUCCGACCACCAUAGGCAAACGCCGACCGCUUCCACCGCCGACGCCAUGGUUCCAUGCGACGGCGAAAAGUCGGCCACGGUGGGUGGUGGCGGCGACAAGUCGAGUGAUAUCCCUGUGGCGGCGCGUAAGGAGGACGAGGACUGUAGAGUGAUCCAUGGAAAACGUGGAAAGGUAGUGGCGCGUGUGGUUCACGCGGAGGGGGAGUGGAGUAGCUGCCGGAAUCAGAUCAGCGUGAGUGGCAACCGGGAAAGUGGUCAGAAAGUGACGUUGAACAGUAGUCGCGAUAGGAAUUUCGUCGCCGUUGACGUUAGCGUUGGGUUCACUGCUACCACUGCCACGUCACAAGGGUCGCUUGAUAAUACAAGCUCCGACAAGCCGUGCGUUAAGAACACCACCGUCACCACUACCGACGACCAUGAUUCUGUAUGCCAUAGCACACAUCAGGUGGAAGAAGAGGACGAAGGAGACAGAAAGAAAGAGAAUGCCAAAUCCUCAGUUUCUACUAAAAGAAGUAGGGCUGCUGCUAUACAUAACCAAUCUGAACGUAAAAGGAGAGACAAAAUUAACCAAAGGAUGAAGACAUUGCAAAAGCUGGUUCCGAAUUCCAAUAAGACAGACAAAGCUUCAAUGUUGGAUGAGGUAAUUGAAUAUUUGAAGCAACUGCAAGCACAAGUCCAAAUGAUGAGUAGAAUGAACAUGCCAAUGAUGUUACCGAUGGCGAUGCAACAACAACUUUCAAUGGCGCCGUUAAUGGCACCGAUGGGGUUAGGUAUGGGGAUGGGGGGAAUGGGAAUGCCUUUGGGAAUGGACCAUUUGAACAUGAUGGCAGGUCGUUCUGGCCUUACCGCCGGGAUGUCUCCGCUCCUCCACCCAACGGCCUUUAUGCCCAUCCCGACAUGGGAUGGAGGUACUGAUCAACUCCAACAUUCUCCGACUACCAUGGUCGCAGACCCUUUCUCGACGUUUCUUGCAUGUCAACAACAGCCUAUGACAAUGGAAGCAUACAAUAGAAUUGCCACAAUGUUUCAGCAACUUCAUCAACAUACACCCACAGUGGGGGGCUCCAAGAACUAAUUCAAUUCACAUCAUUUUCAAAUAAUCUUUUUAGAAGUUAUAUGUGUGAUAUAGAAUGUUGUGUUCAAUUGGAUUUAGAAACGAAAACUAAAAUAAUAAUAAUAAUAAUAUAGUAAAAGACGGGGAGAAAAUGUAAAGUACUACUACUACCUACGACACAAUAUAGUUGUGUUGAACUUUUGAGUUUUAGAGUUAUGUUCUAAUUAUUUUGUGUCUCUUCCUUGGUCA
Messenger RNA from Cucumis sativus (cucumber), 1787 nucleotides. RefSeq names its product transcription factor UNE10. The transcript has 6 exons. NCBI's taxonomy places the organism in Eukaryota, Viridiplantae, Streptophyta, Magnoliopsida, Cucurbitales, Cucurbitaceae. The record is from RefSeq and is a predicted model, not a curated record. Gene Ontology annotation, molecular function: protein dimerization activity. The coding region runs from base 102 to 1559 and encodes 485 amino acids. Gene Ontology annotation, cellular component: nucleus.